Oncorhynchus tshawytscha (Chinook salmon) is the source of this 314-nucleotide messenger RNA. Its product is annotated as mitogen-activated protein kinase 1. Gene Ontology annotation, biological process: intracellular signal transduction; protein phosphorylation. The record is from RefSeq and is a predicted model, not a curated record. Lineage: Eukaryota; Metazoa; Chordata; Actinopteri; Salmoniformes; Salmonidae. Gene Ontology annotation, molecular function: MAP kinase activity; ATP binding. Gene Ontology annotation, cellular component: nucleus; cytoplasm.
GUAUCCUAGGGUCUCCUUCCCAGGAGGAUCUGAACUGCAUCAUUAACAUCAAGGCCAGGAACUACCUGCUGUCUCUCCCACUGUGCUGCAAGGUCCCCUGGAACCGCCUCUUCCCCAAAGCCGACUCCAAAGCUCUGGACCUGCUGGAUAAGAUGUUGACCUUUAACCCCCACAAGAGGAUCGAGGUGGAGGCGGCUCUGGCUCACCCUUACCUGGAGCAGUACUACGACCCUACAGAUGAGCCUGUAACAGAGACUCCCUUCAAGUUUCCUGGAGCUGUCUCAGUUAGCCUGAAAACUGAGAAGAGACUCUAA